This is a messenger RNA of Penicillium odoratum, 225 nucleotides long. RefSeq lists its product as uncharacterized. NCBI's taxonomy places the organism in Eukaryota, Fungi, Ascomycota, Eurotiomycetes, Eurotiales, Aspergillaceae. The record is from RefSeq and is a predicted model, not a curated record. Gene Ontology annotation, cellular component: mitochondrion. The coding region runs from base 1 to 225 and encodes 74 amino acids. The transcript has 4 exons.
AUGGCUGGCCCCAGCAAGUCCUUGAUCCUUGACCCGGCCUUCCAGAAAUACUACGAACUCAACGCCAACCGCUACAAGUACUUCCGCUGGACCCCGCGCCAUGCUUGGCUGUCUUUUGUGUACAUGGGCGUGAUUCCGGGUGUUCUCACCUAUAUUGCCUAUCAAACUGAGGGCAAGUUCGAACUCCGCGGCAAGCGGAAGGGAGACACAAUCUCCGAAUGGUGA